AUGGCCUAUAUUGGCGUAGCGAUGAAGAAGAUGGCUGGAAGAAAUGAUGUUGCGAUUGCUGCUGUCUUGGAAGCGAUGGCUCAGGCUAUGCAGAAUCAACCUAACACGGGUGCGCAUGAUGAAUCCCGUAGUUUGGCAACAUUUCAUAGGGAGAAUCCUCCUACCUUCAAGGACAAGUAUGAUCCUGAUGGAGCGAUGGCUUGUCUUAAGGAGAUAGAACGGAUUUUCCAAGUGAUGGACUGCACUCAAGUGCAGAAGGAAAAGUUCUAUCCUCACUAUAAUGAGGCUGCUGAGUUUUCAAAGUGUAUCAAAUUUGGGAAUGGGUUGCGUCCAGAAAUUAAGAAGGCGAUUGGAUACAAGAAGAUUCGCAACUUUCCAGAUUUGAUAGAUAGUUGCAGGAUUUAUGAAGAGGACAAUAAUUCUCAUUAUAAGACCCUUAAUGAGAAGCGAGGUAAGCACCAACAAUACCGUGGGAAGCCGUAUGAUGCUCUAGCUAGUAAAGGAAAACAAAAAGUUGCUGAUGGUCAGAGAACUAGUGGGGGAGACGCUCCCGCUGGUAUUGUAUGUUUCAAGUGUGGGAAACCUAGUCAUAAGAGCAAUGCAUGUACUACUAAGUUAGUAUCAGAAACCGAAGUAGACACAAGUUGGUGGGAAAGUGUUUGUUUAGCAGAGACUCAAAUAGCUACUGAGGACAGGAUUAUUAGAGGUACAUGUUUCAUUGAUAGCAUUCCUUUAAUUGCUAUUAUUGACACUAGUGCUACUCACUGUUUUAUUGUUGUUGACUGUGUAAAGAGGUUGGGGCUUGUUUUAUCCUUUAUGAAUAGAGAGAUGGUUAUCGAUACUCCAGCUAAUGGGUCGGUGACUACUUCUCUAUUGGAUUCCAACUAUGUUCAUAUUAAUUGUUAUUACAAGUCGGUGUGGUUUUCUACUCCUGAUGAGGAGAAGAAAACUGAGUUCUUAUCUGCUAGAAAGUUGAAGGAGUUGAUAAAAGAUGAAUCUCAAGUGUUUGCAUUGAUGGCCUCUUUGUCCAUUGAGAAUCAGGCUGCUAUUGAUGAAUUACCGGUGGUACCUGUUUCUAUGGCACCGUAUAGAAUGUCAGCAUCUGAAUUUGCAGAGUUAAAGAAGCAAUUAGAAGAACUACUUGAAAAGAAAUUCGUGAUACCAAGUUUGUCACCUUGGGGAGCUCCAGUGUUGUUAGUAAAGAAGAAGGACGGUAGUACGAGGCUUUAUGUUGAUUACCGACAACUGAAUAAAGUUACAAUCAAGAAUUAG
Molecule: messenger RNA, 1272 nt
Organism: Vicia villosa (hairy vetch)
Lineage: Eukaryota; Viridiplantae; Streptophyta; Magnoliopsida; Fabales; Fabaceae
Exons: 6
Coding region: 1-1272 (423 amino acids)
Molecular function (GO): nucleic acid binding; zinc ion binding
Source: RefSeq, a predicted model, not a curated record